Molecule: messenger RNA, 525 nt
Organism: Tripterygium wilfordii
Lineage: Eukaryota; Viridiplantae; Streptophyta; Magnoliopsida; Celastrales; Celastraceae
Product: 60S ribosomal protein L29-1-like
Exons: 3
Coding region: 121-306 (61 amino acids)
Biological process (GO): cytoplasmic translation
Cellular component (GO): ribosome; cytosolic large ribosomal subunit
Molecular function (GO): structural constituent of ribosome
Source: RefSeq, a predicted model, not a curated record
GGCAGACUAGCCCAGAAGGUCGUAAUAUACAAACUCAUCAACGAUUAGGGUUUCUCAUAAGAGCCGAUCCUCUCGUCUCCUCCAUUUUCCCUCAAAGCGAAACGCUAGCAGAGAUCAGGAAUGGCGAAGUCGAAGAAUCACACAGCUCACAACCAGUCUUACAAGGCUCACAAGAACGGAAUCAAGAAGCCGAAGAGACAUCGCCACACCUCCACCAAAGGGAUGGACCCGAAGUUCCUGAGGAACCAGAGGUACGCGCGUAAGCAUAACAAGAAGAGCGACGAGACAGCAACAGAGGAAGAGUAGUUUGGAAAAUGAAGCUAUUUUGGAGUUCUCUAUCCCUUCAGAGUUCUUACCUUUGCUUUCAAUCGUCCCUUGACGUUACUGUAAUCAGUGUAAUGGGGUUUGUCUCAUGAACAUGCCUGAAUUGGUACCAAUUCUAUUCAUGGAUUAUAUGUGCUACUGAGUUUAUUGGAAUUCAGCAUUGAUUUUGAAUCAUUUCCGUCUUGAUUAUGGAUUCAUGUU